AUGAUUCUUGGUUCAUUUUCUGAACCUCCAACAUAUGUUAUACAUUUUCUUGAUUCACAUUUAACAUUUUUACAAAGUUUUCAAAUUUGUUCAUUAUUUGGUCGUGUUCGUAUUCAUGGAUAUACUCUUCCUCCAUUAAAAUUUUAUUCAGUCUAUAAUUAUAGUACCAACAGUCCACUUGCAAUUGAAUUUAUUAAUUCAAAAACAACAAUUUCAUUGUCAGAUAUAAAAUCUCUUAUUAGUGAUGUUCAAUUAGCUGGCAAUGCUCUUUUUAAUGUUGAAAAAAAAGGUGGUGAUAUACUUUUAAUACGACAAGAACCAAAUAAUGAAUCAUUAUUUAUUAAAAUAAUGCGAGAACAUCGAUCUUAUAAAAAUUGGUUUUUAGAAAGUUAUAAUUUAUUUGAACAAGAUAAAUGGAAACAAUUAGAACAAAAUCUUUAUAUUCGUUUAAUUGAAACAACCGAUAAAACUUCUAUUAUUCCUCGUCAAGAAUUUGUUUCAACUGCUGAUCAUAUUAUUAAUCGAUGGUUAAAUGAAACUGUAGAAGAUUUUCCAUUUGUAGUUUUAGUUUGUGGUGAAAAAGAUAUGGGCAAAUCAACAUUUAUUCGUUAUCUUACUAAUCGUGCUCUUGAUCAUAUCAAUUCAAAAUAUAAUUUAACUUAUUUUGAUUGUGAUAUAGGUCAAUGUGAAUUUAGUAUAGGUGGAUGUUUAUCUUAUGUUAAUCUUGAUUCACCAUUAUUAGGUCCACCUUGUUCUCAUAUAAAAUCAAAUUCAAAACCUGAUCGUCUUCUUUAUUAUGGUCUUGUUUCACCACAAACAUCACCUGUACGUUAUUUACAAUAUGUUAAUAAAUUAAGACAAUUGUGGAAUAUAGAUCAAAAGAAUGAAAAUCAAAAACGAUCUAUGAUUUUAAUCAAUACAAUGGGCUGGGGAACCGGUAAAUACAUAAUAGAAUGA
Messenger RNA from Rotaria sp. Silwood2, 957 nucleotides. Lineage: Eukaryota; Metazoa; Rotifera; Eurotatoria; Philodinida; Philodinidae. The record is from the annotation of a GenBank genome assembly.